AUCAUCUUAUUGCAAGAGAGUGGGAAACGCAUCACUUUUGUUUCUUUGCUACUCCAAAGUUAGGGCAAAUUAAGAGUGGGCUGCCCGUAUUUCCUUUGGCAGAAACUGGAGAGACUGUAGCCAUUGAAGUGAAGUGAAGAUGGCGAGAGUUGCAAUUCGUUACCUUCGCAACGGUAAUACCUUCAUCUCAUUCUUGGCUUUUUCUCAUUGCAAUGCUGAGAUUGCUCAUUCUACUUUCGCAAUUGCGCCUAGAGAUUAUUCUUCAUCUCCUAGCAAUACGUCCAUUUCGAUUAAGGGUAGACUUGGGGUUUCUAGUAGUUUUGAGAAUGUCAAGUGUUUAAAUGACGCUGUGAGUGCGUUCCGCCAAAUGGUCAGAGAGCAACCUCUUCCCUCUCUUAUCAGCUUCUCGAAAUUGUUGAGGACUAUGGUAAAUAUGAAAUAUUACUCUGAUGUUGUUUCUCUCUUUGGAGAAAUGCAGAAAUUAGGUAUUCCAACUAAUGAAUUCAUCUUGAAUAUAGUGACUAACAGUUAUUGCCUCAUGCAUCGUGCUGAUUUAGGAUUUUCUGUAUUGGUCAUUUUCUUGAAGAAUGGUAUUGCAUUUGAUGUUGUUACAUUUAGCAGCCUAAUAAGGGGACUAUUUGCUGAAAAUAAGCUUAAAGACGCCGUUGACUUAUUUAGAAAGGUGGUGAGGGAGAAUAUUUGUGAGCCUAACAAAUUCAUGUAUGCAAUUGUCAUGGAUGGGCUUUGCAAAAAGGGCCAUACACAAAAAGCUUUUAGUUUGCUCCGAUUAAUGGAACAAGGGAGCACUAAGCCCGACACAUGCAUCUAUAACAUUGUUAUACAUGCCCUUUGCAAAGAUAGAAUGCUAGAUGAUGCUAUUAACCUUUUGAAUGAGAUGAAACAAAAAGGCAUUCUUACAGACAUCGUCUCAUAUAAUUCAUUGAUUGAUGGUUUGUGUAGGUCUGGUCAAUGGGAAAAUGUUAGGAAUUUGUUAUGUGAGAUGGUUAAUCUUAAUAUUUAUCCAAGUCUGUACAUCUUCAACGUAAUGAUCGAUGGACUUUGCAAAGAAGGAAAAGCUGCAGACGCCGAGAAAAUAAUGAGACACAUGAUCGAAAAAGGUGUAGAGCCUAGUUUAUUCACAUACAAUACAAUAAUAGAUGGAUAUUGCUUGUGUGGUCAAAUGGAUAGAGCCAGAAUUUUUUUUAAUUCCGUGACAGAUAAGACCGUUUUGCCCGACAUUAUUACCUAUAACAUACUAAUAAAUGGAUACUGUAAGAAGAAAAAAUUGGAUGAGGCCAUGCAAAUGUUUCUUGAAAUUUCUCGAAAAGGGUUGGAACCUAGUAUUAUUACCUACAAUACUAUUUUGCAAGGUCUGUUUGAAGUUGGGAGAAUCGACGUUGCACAAAAUUUCUUUGCUGAUAUGAUAUCGGCAGGGCAAAGACCUGAUUUUUGUACUCAUCGCAUCUUGCUUGGUGGUUAUUUUAAGAAUGGACUUGUUGAAGAAGCUAUGUCACUCUUUCAUAAGCUGGAAAGCAAUGGAGAAGACACUGGCAUUGAACUUUACGGUAUUGUCAUUGAUGGAUUGUUCAAAAAUGGAAAGUUCAACAAAGCUCGUGUCAUUUUUGAGAAGCUUUCUGUAGUAGGUUUACAUCCCGACGUAGUAAUGUACACUACAAUGAUUAAUGGAUUUUGUCUAGAAGGGUUGUUAGAUGAAGCUAAAGAUAUACUUAGAAAAAUGGAGGACGAUGGAUGUUCGCCAGACAAUGUAACUUACAAUAUCAUUAUGCGAGGAUAUCUCAGAAGUAACAAAAUUAGUGAAAUAAAGGCUUUCUUAAAGGAAAUGACUGGGAAGACUAUCUCAUUUGAUGCAACUACAGCAGAGUUACUGAUAGACAUUAUAGCGGAGGAUCCUUCCUUGCUUGACAUGUUACCAGAGUUUCACCCGAAAAAUAAGACUUGAAUAUUUUUUCCCAGAGUUUCACCC
Messenger RNA from Nicotiana tabacum (common tobacco), 1984 nucleotides. The record is from RefSeq and is a predicted model, not a curated record. NCBI's taxonomy places the organism in Eukaryota, Viridiplantae, Streptophyta, Magnoliopsida, Solanales, Solanaceae.